GGUCACGUGACGUGCACGGGCCCGUCUGCCAGUGCUGUUGCUGCUGCAGCUGCGGAAAGCCUACGAGUCGAGAUGAAGCUCAUUAUUCUGGAACACUAUUCACAGGCCAGUGAGUGGGCGGCCAAGUAUAUUAGGAACCGCAUCAUCCAGUUUAACCCAGGGCCUGACAAGUACUUCACCCUGGGGCUCCCCACCGGGAGCACCCCGCUUGGCUGCUACCAGAAGCUGAUUGAGUACUAUAAGAAUGGGGACCUGUCCUUUAAAUAUGUGAAAACCUUCAACAUGGACGAGUAUGUGGGUCUUCCUCGAGAGCACCCAGAGAGCUACCACUCCUUCAUGUGGAAUAACUUCUUCAAACACAUUGACAUCCACCCUGAAAACACCCACAUUUUGGAUGGGAACGCGGCUGACCUGCAGGCUGAGUGCGACUCCUUUGAGGAGAAGAUCCAGGCUGCAGGAGGGAUCGAGCUCUUUGUUGGAGGCAUUGGCCCCGAUGGACACAUAGCCUUCAAUGAGCCAGGCUCCAGUCUGGUGUCCAGGACCCGUGUGAAGACUCUGGCCAUGGACACCAUCCUGGCCAACGCUAGAUUCUUUGAUGGUGAUCUUGCCAAGGUGCCCACCAUGGCCCUGACAGUGGGUGUGGGCACUGUCAUGGAUGCCAAAGAGGUGAUGAUCCUCAUCACAGGUGCUCACAAGGCUUUCGCUCUGUACAAAGCCAUUGAAGAGGGCGUGAACCACAUGUGGACAGUGUCUGCCUUUCAGCAGCAUCCUCGCACUGUGUUUGUGUGUGACGAGGAUGCCACCUUGGAACUAAAAGUGAAGACCGUCAAGUAUUUCAAAGGUUUAAUGCUUGUUCAUAACAAGUUGGUGGACCCCCUGUACAGUAUCAAGGAGAAGGAAAUUGAGAAAAGCCAAUCUGCUAAGAAGCCAUACAGUGACUAGCCUCUGCUGGGACAUGGUGCUCGGGACCUCAGAGGGACAGGCAGGCCUUUCCUCAAGUGUCUGUAGGAGACGAGAAUCACUUUUCAGUCCACUAUGGCUGCUGCAGAUCCUUGCUCAGCACAUACAGGUUAGGGAGUUUAGCUGUGGAGAACACGGUUUAUAACUUUUCCCUCUUUUCAGUACUGGAGGCUGGACCUGGGGCCCAUGCACAUGUCAAGGAGGUGCUUUGCUAACUGAGCUCUGUCCCCAACUCCAUAAUGUUUUGUAUUAGAGCUCUUCAUCAC
Molecule: messenger RNA, 1226 nt
Organism: Rattus rattus (black rat)
Lineage: Eukaryota; Metazoa; Chordata; Mammalia; Rodentia; Muridae
Gene: Gnpda1
Product: glucosamine-6-phosphate deaminase 1
Exons: 7
Coding region: 73-942 (289 amino acids)
Biological process (GO): carbohydrate metabolic process; D-glucosamine catabolic process; N-acetylneuraminate catabolic process
Cellular component (GO): cytoplasm
Molecular function (GO): identical protein binding; glucosamine-6-phosphate deaminase activity
Source: RefSeq, a predicted model, not a curated record